GGCGUGGCCUGGCGCGCGAGGGAGGGAGGAGGGGGGAGAGCCGGGGAAGGGAACAGCCAAGAUGGCGGCCGGGGCUGAGGCGAGCGAAGCGCCGCUGAGGAGAACCCUGGAGGCUCCCCCGUCGUGAUCCUGUCCCCCCCGUUGCCCUCCCCCCGGCCUGAGCAUGUCCAGUUCGGGCUACCCCACCAGCCAGGGGGCCUUCAGCGCGGAGCAGAGCCGCUACCCCACCCACUCGGUCCAGUACACCUUCCCCGGCGGGCGGCACCAACAGGAGUUUGCCGUCCCGGACUUCCGGGCCUCCCACCUGGAGGUCAGCCAGGCCACGCAGCUCCUCCAGCAGCAGCAGCUCCGACGGCGCCCUUCCCUCCUCUCCGAAUUCCACCCGGGCGCCGACCGGCCGCAGGAGCGGCGGUCCGGCUACGAGGCGCAGUUCCACGGGGCGGGCCCCUCUCAGUCCGACCAUGACGCCCUGGAGGCCAAGCGCCCGCGCCUCGACACCCUCUCGGACGCCCACUACCAGCGGGUCAGCGCCGCCGCCGCCGCCUCCCUGCCCUUGGCCCACGCCCUGCAGGAGGGGCUCCGGGGCUCCGACUUGAAGAAGGAGCCGGGCUUUGGGGGCAAGCAUGAGGGCCCGGGGUCUCCGCUGGGGGGCCAGCCCCGAGACGAGGACCAGAAUGCCUCCCCCUCCAAGCUCUCCAAGGAGGAGCUCAUCCAGAGCAUGGACCGCGUGGACAGGGAGAUCGCCAAGGUGGAGCAGCAGAUCCUCAAGCUCAAGAAGAAGCAGCAACAACUGGAGGAAGAGGCGGCGAAGCCCCCGGAGCCCGAGCGCCCGGUCUCGCCUCCGCCGGUGGAGCAGAAGCACCGCAGCGUCGUCCAGAUCAUCUACGACGAGAACCGGAAAAAAGCCGAGGAAGCCCACAAGAUCUUCGAAGGCCUGGGACCCCGGGUCGAGCUGCCGCUGUACAACCAGCCGUCGGACACCAAGGUGUACCACGAAAACAUCAAGACGAACCAAGUCAUGAGGAAGAAGCUGAUUCUGUUCUUCAAGCGGAGGAACCACGCCAGGAAGCAGCGGGAGCAGAAGAUCUGCCAGCGCUACGACCAGCUGAUGGAGGCCUGGGAGAAGAAGGUGGACCGGAUCGAGAACAACCCGCGCCGGAAGGCCAAGGAGAGCAAGACGCGGGAGUAUUACGAGAAGCAGUUCCCGGAGAUCCGGAAGCAGCGGGAGCAGCAGGAGCGCUUCCAACGGGAGACCAGCAACAAAAUGUUGCAGCGCGCAGAGCCUCCUGUCCAGGGUUCCAGCAGGGUCGGCCAGAGGGGCGCCGGGCUCUCCGCCACCAUCGCGCGGAGCGAGCACGAGAUCUCGGAGAUCAUCGACGGGCUCUCGGAGCAGGAGAACAACGAGAAGCAGAUGCGGCAGCUCUCGGUCAUCCCGCCCAUGAUGUUCGACGCGGAGCAGCGGCGGGUCAAGUUCAUCAACAUGAACGGCCUGAUGGAGGACCCCAUGAAGGUCUACAAGGACCGGCAGUUCAUGAACGUCUGGACCGACCACGAGAAGGAGAUCUUCAAAGAAAAGUUCGUCCAGCAUCCAAAGAACUUUGGCCUAAUUGCUUCUUACUUAGAAAGAAAGAACGUCCCGGACUGCGUCCUGUACUACUACCUGACCAAGAAGAACGAAAACUACAAGGCCUUGGUGCGGCGUAACUACGGCAAGCGGCGUGGGAGGAACCAGCAACAAAUCGCUCGGCCGUCCCAGGAAGAGAAAGUCGAGGAGAAGAUCGAGGAGGAGAAGGCCGAGCGGACUGAGAAGAAGGAGGAGGAGAGGAGAGAUGAAGAGGAGAAGGACGAGAAAGAAGAAUCCAAGGAGACUCCCAAGGAGAAGGAGAAGGCCGAGGCGGUGCCCGAGGAGCCCGAGGAGCGGGAGCAGGUCGCGCCCCGGGGCCGGAAGACCGCCAACAGCCAGGGCCGCCGAAAGGGACGCAUCACCAGGUCCAUGACCAAUGAGGCCGCCGCCGCCAACGCCGCCGCCGCCGCCACCGCCACCGAAGAGCCGCCACCACCACUGCCGCCGCCUCCGGAACCCUCCUCCGCGGAGCCGGUCGAGACGUCGCGCUGGACGGAGGAAGAGAUGGAAGUGGCCAAGAAAGGCUUGGUGGAGCACGGGCGCAACUGGGCGGCCAUAGCCAAGAUGGUGGGCACCAAGAGCGAGGCCCAGUGCAAGAACUUCUACUUCAACUACAAGCGGCGGCACAACCUGGACAGCCUCCUCCAGCAGUACAAGCAGAAGUCCUCCCGGCGUCCCCGCGAGGAGCGCGAGGUGUCCCAGAGCGAGAGCGUGGCCUCCACCGUCUCGGCCCCCGAGGACGAGGACAUCGAGGCCUCCAACGAGGAGGAGAACCCCGAAGACAGCGAAGGCGCUGAGAACAGCUCCGACACGGAGAGCGCCCCCUCGCCCUGCCCCACCGAGGCCCCCAAGCCCAUGGAAGAGGCCCCUCCCGCGUCCCGGGCGGCCUCGGAGUCCGUGCCGGAGGGCGAGUCCGCCGCGAAGCCGGAGCCCGGCGGGUCCCCUCGUUCUCCUCCGCCGGAGGCCCCGGGCGUGAAGGCGGAGGAGGAGAAGGGGGCGGCCACGGAGAUGCGGGUGAAGGAGGAGGCGCCGGGCGAGGCGGAGGAGGAGGAGGAGGAGCCCAUGGAGACCGGGGGGGAGGCCAAGCCCCCCAAGGCCGAACCCCCCGAGGGCCCCCCACCGCCCCCCCAAGAGGUCCGCGUCAAGGCCGAGAGCGAGGCCAAGGAGGAGGCGGCAGAGAGCGAGGCCAAGGAGAAGGGCCCGCCCCAGAGGGGGGGCUUCGGGACCCCCGCCCCUGCGCCGGCCCCCCCGGACCACUCCGACAACGACUCCAGUGCCACCUGCAGCGCCGACGAGGAGGUCGACGGGGAGCCCGACCGGCAGAGGUGGGCCGCCCUCCCCCGCGGGGGACACAGCCCCCUGCCCCCCCCAGAGACCAGGAUUUUUGGGCUGGACGGCAAGCCUUCCCUCCUGAACCCGGCGGGGCCCCUCCUGGUGUCGCCGAACCUCAAACAAGGCCCGAUGGACCUGCAGCAGCUCCAGAACCGGGCGGCCGUCAUCCCGCCCAUGGUCUCGUCCUCCUCCCUGCCGGGGCUGCCCCAGGGGAUGGCCAUGAGCGGCUACACGCUCUUCCAGCAGCACAUCAAGGCCAUGCACAAGUCCACCAUGAUGGAGGAGCAGCAGCAGCACCGCCAGCGCCAGGAGCACAUGGAGGCCGAGUGCCGGCGGUCGGACAGCCCCUGCGGACCCGCCCGGAGCCCCAGCCUCGAGUGGGACGGGAAACCCAUGGCCUACAUGCCGUACGCCGACAUGAAGCGCGCCAUGGAGCAGGAGGCGCAGAUGCAGGGCGCGGCGGCCCGCUCCUCCUCGCCGUACCGCCUGUCCCCCCGUGAGGUCAGCAAGGCCUCCCCCCAGCCGGACCUCAACGCCGUGCGAUACAGUGUCCCGCCAGUUCUCCAGCCCGCGCCCCACCAAGUCAUCACCAACCUCCCCGAAGGGGUCCGGCCCCUGACGACCCGGCCGACCCGGCCUCCGCCCCCCUUGAUCCCCUCCUCCAAGACGGCGGUGCCCUCCGAGAAGCCCUCUUUCAUCAUGGGGGGCUCCAUCUCGCAGGGGACCCCCGGCACCUACUUGACCUCCCACAGCCAAGCGUCCUACGGCCAAGAGCCCUCCAAGCCCUCGGUGGGCUCCAUCUCCCUCGGAUUGCCAAGGCAACAGGACUCCGCCAAAUCAGCUUCCAUGCCCUACAUCAAGCAGGAGGAAUUCUCUCCCCGGGGCCAGAACUCGCAGCCCGAGGGCCUCUUGGUCAGAGCCCAGCACGAAGGGGUGGUCCGAGGGACGGGGUCCGCUAUCCAGGAAGGCAGCAUCACCCGGGGGACACCGGCCAGCAAGAUGUCGGUGGAGGCGAUGCCAUCUCUGCGCGGUUCCAUCACUCAGGGGACGCCAGCGCUGUCCCAGUCAGGGAUUGCGGCCGACGUCCUGCUGAAGGGGACCAUCACGCGCCUGGCCACCGAGGACAGCAGCCCCGAGAAGUGCCGGGAAGAGUCUGGCGCCUCCAAAGGCCACGUCAUUUACGAGGGAAAGAGCGGGCACAUCAUCACCUACGACGCCAUCAAGAACGUCCGAGAGGGAACCCGGAGCCCGCGGACGGCUCAUGAGAUGAGCUUGAAGCGGACCUAUGACGCCAUGGAAGGAAACAUCAAGCAAGGGAUGUCCAUGCGGGAGUCGCCCGUCUCCGCGCCCUUGGAAGGGCUGAUCUGCCGUGCCCUCCCCCGGGGCAGCCCUCACGCGGACCUCAAGGAGAGGACCGUGCUCUCGGGGUCGAUCAUGCAAGGCACCCCGCGAGCGACGCCCGAGAGCUACGAGGACGGUCUGAAGUACCCGAAGGUCAAGCGGGAGUCUCCCCCCACGCGGAGCUUCGAGGGCGCCAUCUCCAAGGGGAAGCCCUACGAGGGGGUCACCACCAUCAAGGAGAUGGGCCGCUCCAUCCACGAGAUCCCCCGGCAGGACCUGCUGGGACAGGAGAGCCGCAAGACGCCCGACAUCGUCCCCGGAGCCCGGCCCAUCAUCGAGGGCUCCAUCUCCCAGGGGACGCCCAUCAAGUACGAGAGCGGCCCUGCUCCCUCGGCCAUCAAGCACAACGUCAAGUCGCUGAUCACGGGUCCCAGCAAGCUGCCCCGCGGGAUGCCGCCGCUGGAGAUGGUGGCGGAGAGCGCCAAGGCGGCCGAGCAGCGCGGGAAGUACGAGGAGGCCAAGGCGGCGGCGGGCGGAGGGGAAGUGCGGCCGCGCCACACCUCGGUGGUCAGUGCGGGCCCCUCCGUCCUGCGCUCCACGCUGCAUGAGGCGCCCAAGGCCCAGCUCAGCCCCGGGAUCUACGAGGACAGCGGCGCCCGGAGGACCCCCGUCGGCUACCAGAGCCUGUCCAGGAGCUCCCCCAUGAUGAACCGGGGGCCGGAAGGGAAGUCGGCGAACCACGAGAGGAAGUCCACCCUGACGCCGACGCAGCGGGAGAGCGUCCCGUCCAAGUCGCCGGUCCCCGGGGUGGAUCCGGUGGUGACCCACGGGCCCUUUGACCCCCACCACCGUGGGGCCACGCCGGAUGUCUACCGGAGCCACCUCCCGUCCCACCUGGACCCGGCCAUGCAGUUCCACAGGGCGUUGGAUCCCGCCACGGCCUACAUGUUCCAGCGGCAGCUGUCCCCCACGCCGGGCUACCCAAGCCAGUACCAGCUCUACGCCAUGGAGAACACGCGGCAGACCAUCCUCAACGACUACAUCACCUCCCAGCAGAUGCAGGUCAACCUGCGCCCCGACUUGGCCCGGGGCCUCUCCCCGCGGGAGCAAGCGCUGGGCCUACCCUACGCCGGGGCCAGAGGGAUCAUUGACCUGAACAGCAUGGCGCCCACCAUCCUGGUGCCCCACCCGGGGGGCCCCAGCACCCCUCCCAUGGAGAGGAUCACCUACAUCCCCGGCACCCAGCUGGCCUUCCCCACACGGCCCUACAACCCGCCCUCCAUGUCCCCAGGACACCCGUCCCACUUGGCGGCCUCCGCCGCGGCCAACGCCGAACGGGAGCGGGAGCGAGAGAAGGAACGGGAGCGGGAAUGGGAGCGGGAGAGGAUCGCCACCGUCCCCUCCGAGCUCUACCUCCGUCCGGGCGCCGAGCCCCCCGGCCGCCCCUCGAGCCACGGCUACGUCCGCUCGCCCUCCCCCUCGGUGCGCGGCCAGGAGAGCAUCCUGCAGCAGCGGCCCAGCAUUUUCCAAGGCUCCAACGGGACGAGCGUCAUCACCCCGCUGGACCCCAGUGCCCAGUUGCGCAUCAUGCAGCUUCCUCCCGGCGGCCCCUCCAUCACGCAAGGCCUGCCCGCUUCCCGCUACAACACGGCCGCCGAUGCUUUGGCCGCCUUGGUGGACGCCGCGGCCUCCGCCCCGCAGAUGGAGGUGGGCAAGUCGAAAGAGGGGGGGAAGCACGAGGGGGGGCGCAUCGAGGAGAACCCGGGACGCCGGUCGGUGGUCAGCGAGCAGCAGCAGCCACAGCAAAUGGAGCCGAAGGAGGCCGAGAAGCGGGCGUACCCCUCGUCGUCGUCUUCGUCCUUCUCCGGCGGCAAAGCCCAGGGCCAGUCCGUGUCGUCGUCCGGAUACUCGGAGGCCGGGAAGGAGAAAGGCCCGCCCUCGAUCUCCAAGUACGAGGAGGAGCUGCGCACCCGGGGGAAGACCACCAUCACCGCCGCCAACUUCAUCGACGUCAUCAUCACCCGGCAGAUCGCCUCCGACAAGGACGCCCGCGACCGCGGAUCCCAGAGCUCGGACUCUUCCAGCAGCCUUUCCUCUUCCCACCGGUACGAACCGCCCCGAGACGCCAUCGAGGUGAUCAGCCCCGCCAACUCUCCCGCCCCACCGCCCCAGGAGAAGAUGCCCCCGUACCAGCCGGAGCCCCCCAAAAUGGGACAAGGAGAACGAGACUGCGGCCGCCCGUACGAGGGAUCCAUCCAUCCGUACCGCUCGCAACAGGAUUCCCCGUCGCCUCAACAACCACCGCCUCCUCCGCCGCAACAACAGCAGCAGCAGCCGCCUCCGCAGCCGCCGGGUGAAGGGAUGGGGCCGGUCCCUCGCACCCACCGCCUCAUCACUCUGGCCGAUCACAUCUGUCAAAUCAUCACGCAGGACUUUGCCCGCAGCCAAGCCUCCAGCCAGGCGGCCCUGCAGGCCCCGGGCAGCACAUUCCAGGCCUCGGCCCCGUCCUCGGCGGCCCCCUCCGGACGGGCAAAGCCCCCCAGUCGGUACAGCCCCGAGGCCCAGGCCCAGGCCGCGCCCCCGCACCAGCGGCCGGCCUCCAGGGUCUCCCCCGAAAACCUCUCCGACAAGAGCAGGGGAAGGCUCGGGAAAUCCCCGGAAAGGAGCCACGUCUCCUCCGAGCCGUACGAGCCGAUCUCCCCGCCGCAGCCCCCCGCCGGACACGAGAAGCAGGACAACCUCCUGUUGCUCUCCCAGCGGUCCGAGCCUUCCGAACAGAGGACGGACUCCCGCUCGCCCGGAAGCAUGAGCUACCUGCCUUCCUUCUUCACCAAGCUGGAGAGCACCUCGGCCAUGGUCAAGUCCAAGAAGCAGGAGAUCUUCCGGAAGCUGAACUCCUGCGGCGGAGGCGACUCGGACAUGACUGCUGCUCAGCCGGGGACGGAAAUAUUUAACUUGCCCGCCGUCACGACUUCAGGACCGGUCAGCGCCCGAGGCCACUCCUUUGCCGACCCGGCCAGCAACCUGGGCCUGGAGGACAUCAUCCGCAAAGCCCUGAUGGGCAACUUCGACGAGAAAGGCGAGGACCACGGCCUGGCCAUGGGCCAGCCCUUGGGGCUCCUGCCGGGGGGCGCCGGCCCGGCGAGCGGCGAGACCCGCAGGGAGGACGCCAACCCCUCGCCCAACCCGGGCGGGGGAGUCGGCAAGCCGAAGCUGAUGGGCAAGUCGGCCAGCCGGAAGUCCAAAUCCCCGCUCCCGGGGCAGGGCUACCUGGGGGCAGAGCGGCCCUCGUCGGUCUCCUCGGUGCACUCGGAGGGCGACUACCACCGGCAGACCCCGGUGUGGUCCUGGGAGGACCGGCCCUCCUCCACAGGUCAGCCGAGCCAGGCGGCCGGCGGGGAGAGCAACUUGAAAGCAGGCUCCACCCAGUUCCCGUACAACCCCCUGACGAUGCGCAUGCUGAGCAGCACCCCUCCGACGUCCAUCGCCUGCACCCCGUCGGCGCCCGGCCAGGUGACCCCCCACCAGCCCAACCGGAUUUGGGAGCGGGAGCCCGCUCCGCUGCUCUCGGCCCAGUACGAGACCCUUUCGGACAGCGACGACUAAACCCGGGGCCGACGUUGGGGUGUGUACACGUGCGAGAGAGAGGGCAGGGAAGGCCCCGCUCCACGCGCUGCGGCCCCGAAGACGGUCCUGGAGAGAAAUUGGCCAGACGGCGUUAUUUCUGGAACUUGGAAAUAUUAUUGCGUUUCCCCCGAUCGGGUGGCAAAGACUCCUUUCUAGGAUCGGGAGAGGACUGAAAAAUAUGUAAAGAGGUGUUUUUGUUUUUUUAAAAGAAGAGGACAUAUUCCUGAGCGACAGGAAACCAAGAGAGAGAGAGGAAGAGAUUGUUUCCCGCUCUGUAAAUAGAGUCACCUCCCCCCCGCAGAACCGCGCAACGCUAGAGUAUCCUGGUGUAACUUUUUGUCAAAAUCAUUGCAUACAACUCUUUGGGGUCGUUUUAUAAUUUUUUUUAACGGAUUUUAUUUUUCCCGCUCGAUGUUCGUUAUUUUUCAGGCGUCGUCCGUCCUGAACGUCUCGAGAGACGGCGUUCGUUCGCUCGUUUCCGUCGACACGAAACGCCGGACGUUGUUGAUUUGUUCGUUUUCGUCGAGAUGUUCUGGACAAAACUGUGGAUGUCGUUCAUUUGUUCGUUUCCCUCGACACGUUUGUCCCGAACGUCUCGAAACGCCAGACGUUGUUGAUUUGUUCGUUUUCGUCGAGAUGUUCGGGACAAAACUAUGGAUGUCGUUCUUUUGUUAGUUUCCGUCGACACGUUUGUCCCAAACGUCUCGAAACAAAACAACGGACGUUGUUCAUUUGCUCGUUUUCGUCGUCACGUUCAUGCCGGACGCCGCCGCUCGGCACAUAACAACCUCCCCGUUUGUUCGGCUGUAUAUUGCUACUUUUCCCAACGCAUACUUUCUUCUUUUUUUGUGUUUCCUGUGGUGACAAAAUACCUUGUGGAGAUUUUUAUUUCGAACCCGGACCCCAUCUCGAAUGCUGUACAUUUUUUUAAAAAUAGGAAAACAAAAUAUAACUUGGUUUCGCCGGGAUUUAAAAAAAAAAAUGCUACUAUCUUCUCCGUACCGCCGUACAUUCCCCAAACUGUGAAACGUUGGCCUGGGGACGUAAUUGUGACACCUUUCCUCUCUCGCGUACACAACAAAACCCUCGCUUCGAGAUUGCCGUUCUUACAUUUUAUCUCGCUUGUAACUAAAUCGGUUUUCCAGAACCAAACAA
Anolis carolinensis (green anole) is the source of this 9079-nucleotide messenger RNA. RefSeq names its product nuclear receptor corepressor 1 (gene ncor1). Gene Ontology annotation, molecular function: nuclear thyroid hormone receptor binding; transcription corepressor activity. Gene Ontology annotation, biological process: negative regulation of transcription by RNA polymerase II. The record is from RefSeq and is a predicted model, not a curated record. Gene Ontology annotation, cellular component: chromatin. The transcript has 48 exons. Lineage: Eukaryota; Metazoa; Chordata; Lepidosauria; Squamata; Anolidae. The coding region runs from base 164 to 7903 and encodes 2579 amino acids.